Messenger RNA from Kazachstania africana CBS 2517, 1935 nucleotides. RefSeq names its product GTP-Rho binding exocyst subunit EXO70 (gene EXO70). Bases 1 to 1935 code for a protein of 644 amino acids. NCBI's taxonomy places the organism in Eukaryota, Fungi, Ascomycota, Saccharomycetes, Saccharomycetales, Saccharomycetaceae. The record is from RefSeq and is a predicted model, not a curated record. Gene Ontology annotation, cellular component: exocyst. Gene Ontology annotation, molecular function: phosphatidylinositol-4,5-bisphosphate binding. The transcript has a single exon. Gene Ontology annotation, biological process: exocytosis.
AUGAAUGGGACAGAAGUUACUAAUAAUAUCGCUAUUGAUAUAGACGAGGCUGAUAUACUGGUUUUAUCACAAGGGCUGGAAAAAUCCACCAAAUUAGCGUACGAGAUCAAUAAAUCAUUGAAGAAAAUAUCCACAACCUCCAGUCAAUCCUCUAAGUUAUUUACUCCUAUCAUAUCAAGAAAUAAUAGACUUGUUACUUUACAAAGGAACAUUGAAAGUACCAUCAACUCUGUAGCAUCCGUUAAGGACCUAGCUAAGGAAGCUUCCAAAUAUGAAAUCAUAUUAAGAAAAGGUAUCAACACUAUAGGCUUGAAACAGUUCAUCAAAGUUAUACAUAAGCUGGAUGAUAUGUUAGAAGACAUCAAGUCUUCUAACGAACCCCAGAAUUCCGAAUUUCAUGGUAUCGUAAAUCAUUUAAAUGAUUUAAUCAAAUAUAGUGAGACGGAAUUGAGACUAUAUUUUAGUGCAAUAUUGAAUACAAUUAAGCCGUUCGAUCCCCAAAUACAUAUGAAUAAGAAAAUCCCAUUUCCUUAUUAUGAUGACCAAGAAAUCGUCGAGCUGUCCAAUAUUUUAGAUUAUUUCUACAACAACUCUAAGGAGUCUCUAAUUCAAUCGGUCCUUGUAUCGGAACGUUCAGAUAAAAUUUUGAGAUGCAUGGCUUUCCUUGAACCAUUCUCAAAGCAAAUUACUACUUCCAAGAAUGCACCUUAUGAAAAGGGAAGUAGUGGUAUGAUCAAUUACACCGAAGCUUUAUUGGGAUUCAUAGCCAAUGAAAAAUCCUUAAUCGAUGAUAUUUACUCCCAAUAUCCAAACUUGAAAGAAUCAGUUGUAACUACAAUUCUAGCACCACUAUUAAACAAUUAUGCAAAGCUUUUCCAAACAAAUUUGAAUCUGAUUGAACAAAAUUUGGACAAUGUUUUAUUCUUCACUUUUGAAAUGGUAGAAACUCUCUCCAAGAUUUUUAAAGCCCUAAGUUUCAAUAAAGCUUUACAAUCACUUGAUUCGCUCAGACAAUGCAAUUCACAGGUUAAAAAACUUACUAAAUCAAUUUUUGGUUUCACAUUAGAAAGGGUUGUCAAAAAAGUUAAUCAGCUGAAUACGAUUCCCAGCGAUAAUGGGGUUACUGAACCUACAGUUGACACCAUGUCACGUUUAAGAAAGUUCAGUGAAUUUAAAAGCGGUUGCAUUAGUGCUAUCGAAUCUCUUGAUAGGAGUGAUUGGAUUUCAAAAUACGAUAACAAAAAUUUCACUUUUAACUCUGAAUUUUUGACGGUACUCAAAGCUAACGAAAAGGGUGAGCGACUAUUUUCUAGCUUUGUUAGUGAUACGAUCGACGUUCUUAUUUUCCAGCUAGAUAAAAAGGCUGAAUUGAUUUUGAAUGAAACACACACCUCAGAUAAUCGUAAUAGUAGUACUAUUGAAAACGUUAUCCAUACAGGAUCACAUGCUAGUAAGGAUUCUAAGAAGCAGAGAAUAGGUUUCUUUAUCCUGAUGAACCUCUCUUUAGUGGAACAAAUCAUUGAAAAAUCUGAACUUAACUCAAUACUAGGCAAAGAAGGACACGACAGGAUAGAAAAAUUAAAGAAAAGAUAUCUUGAAUAUAUGAUUUUAGAUUGGAAGAAAUUAACGGUGAAUUUAUUGGAUACUAUUGUUAUUGACACUUCAGGGACCAAGAAGACAAAGGAUAAAGAACAAAUAAAAGAAAAAUUCAGAAAGUUCAAUGAUGGAUUUGAACACCUUAUAUCAAAAAACAAACAAUAUAGACUUUCUGAUCCUAGUCUGAUGAAAAAACUAAGGUUUGAAAUUUUAGCAUUAGUCAUUCCACUAUACGAAAGAUUCUAUAACAGGUACAAGGACUACUUCAAGAAUCCAAGAAAACAUGUUAAGUAUACUCCUGAUGAACUAUCGAAUACUAUAAAUCAAUUAAUUAAAUAG